Molecule: messenger RNA, 804 nt
Organism: Microthlaspi erraticum
Lineage: Eukaryota; Viridiplantae; Streptophyta; Magnoliopsida; Brassicales; Brassicaceae
Source: the annotation of a GenBank genome assembly
AUGGCAACAUCUGCCAGGAGAGCAUACGGAUUCGGGAGAGCUGACGAGGCGACUCACCCGGACUCCAUAAGAGCCACUUUGGCUGAGUUUCUUUCCACUUUCGUCUUCGUCUUUGCUGGAGAAGGCUCCAUCCUCGCUCUAAAUAAGUUGUAUUGGGACACGGCGGCUCACACGGGCACAAACACGCCUGGAGGAUUAGUUCUGGUGGCGUUAGCUCAUGCAUUGGCUCUAUUCGCGGCUGUUUCGGCGGCCAUCAAUGUCUCCGGUGGACACGUGAACCCGGCUGUCACUUUUGCUGCUCUAGUCGGAGGCAGACUUUCAGUGAUCCGAGCUAUAUACUAUUGGAUCGCUCAGCUUCUUGGUGCCAUCCUCGCUUGUCUCUUGUUGAGGCUUUCCACUAAUGGCUUGAGACCAAUAGGUUUCCAUGUAGCGUCUGGAGUUGGUGAGCUUCAUGGGCUACUGAUGGAGAUCAUACUUACAUUUGCCUUGGUUUACGUCGUCUACGCAACCGCAAUCGAUCCAAAGAGGGGAAGUGUUGGGAUCAUAGCGCCGCUAGCCAUCGGGCUCAUAGUCGGGGCAAACAUUUUGGUGGGAGGACCAUUCGAAGGAGCAUCAAUGAAUCCGGCUAGAGCCUUUGGUCCAGCAUUAGUGGGAUGGAGAUGGAAUAACCAUUGGAUCUACUGGGUCGGACCUUUCAUUGGCGGUGCACUCGCGGCACUUAUCUAUGAGUACAUGGUCAUCCCCAGCGUGAACGAACCUCCUCACCACAGUACUCACCAACCAUUGGCUCCGGAAGAUUACUAG